CGCGGGCGGAUUCUCGCUGAGAGAAGGGCUAGGCCUGUUGCCAUGGGCAAGCACUUUGCAACGCCAUCGCUUUCGAGCACGAUGGCGCUCCGGGAUUUGCGUUGCAUGCUUCUACCGAUGAGAGGCCUGCGCUUUUUUCUUCGAACCACGAGAGGACUUUCUCGUCAGUAAUCCGC
Molecule: messenger RNA, 176 nt
Organism: Amoebophrya sp. A120
Lineage: Eukaryota; Dinophyceae; Syndiniales; Amoebophryaceae
Source: the annotation of a GenBank genome assembly